AUGGCCUUCUGUGGAUUUGGCCCCAUGCCCGUUGGUGACCUGGAGGCCGUUGGGGAAGUUUUUGAAGACUGGGUCAACAAUGGUGAUAUUGAUGGAUUCAACGUAGCUUCGUUCCUGGUGGAAGUUACAGACAGAACAUAUUAUCGUCCAUAUGGGCAAAGUUUUGCACCUGAAGGUCAUGCUUCAAUGGAGUUCGCUUUUGAGGCAUUGAAGGAGAAUACAAACGGAAAUGGUGUCAUCACGAUCAAUCGGCAAGAUCCAGAGCCAAAGGCGGUGAAUGGAGAAGAGGCGUCGAAGUUGACAGCAGCGAUCAAUGGCUGA
Hyaloscypha bicolor E is the source of this 321-nucleotide messenger RNA. RefSeq lists its product as uncharacterized. The coding region runs from base 1 to 321 and encodes 106 amino acids. The transcript is spliced from 2 exons. NCBI's taxonomy places the organism in Eukaryota, Fungi, Ascomycota, Leotiomycetes, Helotiales, Hyaloscyphaceae. The record is from RefSeq and is a predicted model, not a curated record.